GGCAGAGGGAAGAAAAAGCCUCGGCUGGAAAAACUAUUCCCCGAUCAUAAAAUUCACCAACUCAUGACAAAGUGCAAGUAUGAGAUGUCCAACUCCUUUUCGAGACAAGAAUAGCAGUAGCACGAAGCAGAAAUGGCAAAAGUCAUUUUCACGCCGUGGAAACGGCACUCCGAGCUGCUCGCUGUGCGACGCCAAUUCUACCCUUCCCCAGACUACGACGGGGCCGACAUGCGCUCGCAAGCCUGCGCAACUGUGGGCGCCUGGAAGUUACGAGGCAACCUGCCACACCCGGUUGAAGCGACGGCUCUCCUGACCGAUGCGAUUUUGCAUGACGAUGCGCUGAAAAACUCGGUGUUUUCGAUUCGCGCAACCUAUGCUGCUGCUUUUUGUCGAUUCGUAACUGGCCUCGUCGACUCCAAACUCCACGGCCAGCGGAGAACCAUGUUCCAAAGAGCGUUGGAUCUAGGGCUCCCUGCCUCCUUUGUUGAGCUGCGCCACGAAGCCACGCAUCGCGAGUUGCCGUCGCUGACUGUGUUACGGAACUCGACGCUGCGUUCCCUGGAGUGGUUGUGGGAUUACUACUGGGUGAAGACGGAGCAUGGGCCUGCGGCUUUGUCUGCGCCGCUUCGUCUUCGUUCGGUCUCUUCUGGAGCUGGGGCGGAAGCCGAGGGCGUUGAGGAUGGAGAUGAAAGCGACAGUGCUGGGUGUGCGAGUGCAACGGUGUCGGGUUUGCGGGCUUUCUUGGAUCAGGCUGUUCAGGGUGGAGAGGACGUAGAGCCGCCGCGCAAGAAGAGGAAAGUGCGGCAGCAGCAUUUGUCUGCUGUUGGAGCGGAGUUGGUGUCGGUUUGUAAGAGGUCUAGGGGGGCGACUGCGGCGUUGGUUAGGGUUAUGUUGCGGGAUUCGAUCCUGGUUCCUAAGGGACGGAGAUUGGGAGAUUCUAUGGCCGAUGAUCUUGCAAAAUGGGACUCGCUUCUCCAGAUGAUUGCCGAGGGGUAUCCGGGUUUCCUGGUUACUUUGACGGAGAGGAUGAUCGAUGAGUUGGCGUUCACAGGCUCGUCGGAUCCGAAGAGCGAUCCCUACUGCGAAGGUGUCUAUAUAUGGCUGGACCAUAUACUCCGGUCGUCGCAGUGGGGUGCCAGGCGGCAGGUUCUAUCUUAUUCUUACAUUCUGGCUGCUUGCAAGAGUAGCUCGAACCAUUGGACGACUCUCCUUGGGCGAAAUAUCGAUCGACAGGAUGAUGGUCUGCUAGCCGCGAUUUCUGAGAAGAGGACUGCUCUCCCCCAGGCGCCAUCGUCUACGGAUGAAGAUGAGGAUUUGGCGGCAUUAAGUAAAUUCGGAUGGGAAACAGCGGAUGCGUGGGAUAGUCGGCCUUUGGGCGUGGUAUAGCCUACUUUUCUUGUAUACAUAUAUACACACUACUUUAAUGAUAGAUGGUUAUUUUU
This is a messenger RNA of Aspergillus ochraceoroseus IBT 24754, 1442 nucleotides long. Its product is annotated as rRNA-processing protein LAS1. Lineage: Eukaryota; Fungi; Ascomycota; Eurotiomycetes; Eurotiales; Aspergillaceae. Gene Ontology annotation, biological process: maturation of 5.8S rRNA; maturation of LSU-rRNA. Gene Ontology annotation, cellular component: preribosome, large subunit precursor; Las1 complex. The record is from RefSeq and is a predicted model, not a curated record. The transcript has 4 exons. The coding region runs from base 133 to 1386 and encodes 417 amino acids. Gene Ontology annotation, molecular function: endonuclease activity.